This is a messenger RNA of Megalopta genalis, 5500 nucleotides long. It is a transcript of the gene ETHR, whose product is annotated as ecdysis triggering hormone receptor. The record is from RefSeq and is a predicted model, not a curated record. Gene Ontology annotation, molecular function: G protein-coupled receptor activity. Lineage: Eukaryota; Metazoa; Arthropoda; Insecta; Hymenoptera; Halictidae. Gene Ontology annotation, biological process: G protein-coupled receptor signaling pathway. Gene Ontology annotation, cellular component: plasma membrane.
UUGAUCGCCACGGUUGUCGUUCUUCCAGAAACCUGGUCGGUCGGUUCCCUGUCACAACACGCGUCAUUAUCGCGAUCCCCCGAAAUUCCGCGGUUCUGUGAACGGGAUCGCCGAUUUCGAAACGGCGCGAUCUCCGCUGUGAACAGUGACACUGUCGACGGUGACGGUCGAUUUCUCGUCGAAUUUCCGAACACAAAAUUACCGAGAAGUUUAUAACAACGCGAAACGUUGUGAAUCGUAGUUUGUGAAGUUCUCUCUCGGGUGGUGACAACUCGAACUUAAUUAAUUCCGGGAAGAUAUGUCGCGCCUCGUCGCGGCGUCCCUUCUUUUGGGCAUUCUGGACGAAGCGACGCAGCUGCGAGAUCUAUGAACAAUUUACAGUAUUAUUCCGUGAAACGAUGAACCGAUCGAACGACUGGCAUUUCAUUGAUAUUUCGAGUGGUAGAAGUGCUGUAACAGCCGUUUUGGUGAACGAGGGUGAGAUGAAGUCCGCUCCGCGAUGCACCGGUUGAGCAUCGACGCGCACUGUCGCUCAAAAGUAUGCGUCGCUCUGAAUCGCAACGAUCGUCCGACAGUGAUUACAGUAAUUAAUAAGUCAUUAGUAGACUUUACAUUGGCUUUAUAGUCUCCACUUUAUUCGUUAUUAGCAAAGUUACCUCGCCAAUGUUUUUCACCACCGCGUUGACCAAUCUCCACGUAGGGACUUUCAAGCGACGAUACAUCGAUAUUCCUCGAUCGAUGAACAUCGUCGAAACGAUCGCGCGAUUAUUCGAAGUCUGUUAAAACGAUUAAUCCGCGACUGUUUCGCGCUGCAAAAUCGCGUGCCGGACUUUUUAGUCGAAGAAAAAGUCGCGGGCUACUCUCCGACGUAAUUAAUCAUUCGGAGAUAAUUAACGACGACGCAAGCGUUCCGCUUAUAUUACCCGGCGAACUGGAAGAGCGGAACACCAGGGGUUUACCCGGCGUUUAGUAAACAUUGUUUGCGGACAAUUAACCGGAUUCCGGUGACAACUGCUUCGUUAUUUCGGUGCGGGAUGUUGUCGGAGCUCGAACCAAUUAUUCGAAAUCGUUGGCGUAAGGAUUCUGUUGUCCAAAAAAAGAGACGGUUCGUGUAAUUUGUUUGUUUGUUUUUGCUUCACGUGGUAGCGAUGCACGUACGUGUAUGCAGGAGUAAUUGCCAUGUGCGCUAAAGCUCGUCGAAAGUGGAGAAGUCGAACGCGGUGUGUACAGUGCGUCGGAAAAGUAUUCGCUCGUUUUAUAUUAACAUUCGAAGCCGUUUGACGGAAAUGCAGACGUUUUAUCCGGGAAGAAAAUUGGACGGGCGAUAAAGGUCAGGAAAUAGAGUUGACACGGACUAAACGGAAUUUAUGAAAGCUAACGUAAAUAGUUAAUAACUAGACCGCGGAUUUUACGUAUUUAUUAUAUGAAUGAGCGAAAUGUCAAACAGCGAAGGCAUUUCAAAAUUGCAAGACCCCUGAUUACGUUUUCUCGAAUUUUAUUGAAAUCAUUCGAAGGAGAAAUACACAUUUUAAUUAACUUCUGCAACCGACGGUCGAUUUAUAAAAUUCUUAUAUCGCAUAAUCCGCGGUAUAUCGCGUGAUAACCUUUUUUUAGUCAAUUUUCACGUGCAAUUUGAUAGAUCGAUAUCGAUGCGGGCAAUUUCUUAGCACGAAGAAAAUUGGAUAUCUGUUCGUUCCGCCGUAUUUUUAGAAAGGCAAAAUUGAUAAUUAGGGAGAGGUUGAGGCAGGUCGUUCGAAGAGCGCAAUUCAUAACUAGUUGAGGCGUCACGAUCGGCUGGAACGAGGCGGAAUUAGGUUCCGAAUAGAUUUCGAUAAGACGGGAGUUAAUUGGUGUUAACCGACUGUGCCAAGGUAAAUACUUGAGGUGCUGCGACCCACAUACGGCGUUUAUGAGUGAUAGACGGGAUGGCCGUACAAAGGAGGCAGGAUAAAAAUAUUUAUCUCCAGCACCUACCACCGUAACAAGAACCGAUUCGCCGAUUGACGGAGUGCGCCGGUUGAAGAAGACGGGAACCUGGGAACCGUGGGUGGAACGGCUGAUUACCGGUUCGGAUAUAGCCGGCGCCCUCCGGAGCGACACUCCGACGAAGUGAACCAGCUCUUGGAAGCAGUUUAUAAUGUCACUUAAUACCACCUUGUUAACGAUACCCGCGGCCGCCUGGAACUCGAAGGACACCGUAUCCGGUCCCCGUUCGCGGCUCCCGAUGGAUUUUCCUCGCGAGUCGACACUUCGCGAACUCCGCAGUCUCUGCAAGAUCGCCACGCGAAUUAGCGGUGGUUACAACGUAAAACUGCCCACGUAGAACCACAUCGAGGAUCGAUUUGCCGGCCCAGGAGACCUCCGUCGUAGAUCUCUCCGUAGAUCUGCCACCAAACAUGUGAGCCGGGCCGAAACGGGGCUUCGACAGAAACGCCGGCCUACUCGAGCGGAAUUUGAAAGAGCGGAGGAGAUGGACAAUUGACACGGACUCUGUGCAGAUGAUUCGAUCGGCCCCGGCUGGAAAAUGUUGUCCACGGUGUCCAGUGUCCCGCUCGAGUUGAAUUCCUCCUACUACGCGACCGUCAUCGGGAACGAUGCCCACGAUGAUCUGCCCGUGGUCGAGUCCGAAAAUGCGACCACCUACAUGCUGCCUGCUUACAUUCGCACCACGUCCAUGAUCGUCUGCAUCGUCGUGAUGGUCCUUGGAAUAAUAGGAAACCUCAUGGUACCAUUGGUCGUGUUCCGAGGAAAAGACAUGCGGAACAGUACGAACAUCUUCCUGGUGAACCUGAGCGUGGCCGACCUUUUCGUCCUUCUGAUUUGCACCCCCACUGUCCUCGUCGAGGUUAACUCCGGACCGGAAGUGUGGCCGCUCGGGGAACAUAUGUGUAAAGCCGUACCAUUCGUAGAGUUGACAGUAGCUCAUGCUUCAGUCUUGACGAUCCUGGCGAUCAGUUUCGAGCGUUACUACGCGAUCUGCGAGCCCUUGAGAGCAGGAUACGUGUGCACGAAGGCCAGGGCGACGUUCCUCUGCCUGCUGGCGUGGGUGGCGGCAGCGCUCUGUACCAGCCCGAUCCUGCUGAUGGUCAGAUACGAGGACGAGGACAUACCGACGUGCAACACAGAGGCGGACAGCACCUGGAUGAUCGCGUUCUUCGUGACGACGAUCGUGAUCUUCUUCGUGAUCCCGCUGCUGAUCCUGGUGGUGUUGUACACGGUGAUCGCGCUGCACCUGAUGGCGAACCCGACGAUCAGCCGGGGCUCGUCGAACAACUUGCUCAAGUACCGCAAGCAGGUGAUGCUGAUGCUCGGAACGGUGGUGCUGUGCUUCUUCCUGUGUUUGCUACCGUUCAGAGCGUUCACCCUGUGGAUCCUGGUGGUUUCGACGGAGACGAUCAUCGACAUCGGCAUCGAGAACUACUUCUGCCUGCUCUACUUCUGUCGGGUGAUGCUGUACCUGAACUCGGCGAUCAACCCGAUCCUGUACAACCUGAUGUCAACGAAGUUCCGGGAGGGUUUUCUCCGGCUUUGCGGUCUGGGGCCCAACCGCAGGAAAAAGAAGAAAACGUCGGACAGAACGGGCACCUACAAUACCGGCUCUACGAACUGCAGCAGCAACCAAUCGGACUUCUGGAGGCGGCACAGCAGCAACAAAAGCUGCAGUGUGAAGGGGUCAGAGAUUCGUUAUUCUUCUGACGGGGUCGCCGAUAAGUUGGACCGACAAAAGCAACACGAUAGUAAGAGGAGAGAUUUCAAUUCGUGACAGCCCAUCCUUUUCGCCAGCCAUGUUCGGAGUAUCGUUUAAUGAAACGCGAAUGCCAAGCCAUAGAAACGGCAACCCUUUGCGGGCCGGGUAUCAUCCUGGGUUUAUUUUUCCGAAUCAUCGCUGUCAUCGCACGCAUCACACUCUAGAGCACUGUAGCGAGUAGAAUCGAAACGCAUCAUUUGCACCAGCACGCAGCCACCGGCACAAAACCGACACUGGCUUCGAACAAACACACGCGCAAAGACAACGCGUAACACCACGAUCGUCCGAGAAACAAUUUGAACCGUAAGUAUGCUCGCGCUAGCAAAAUUAGAUUCACAAAAUCGUAACUGCGACGGCUACACAAAGACGAUUGAAUAGAUGAACACGCAAUCGCGUGUCCGAAUCAGCAGCACAGCCUGAUCAUUUCUUUUCGAACUAUUAUUGUAUGAAAUAGCGUUUUCAAUCUUCUUCAUAGCUUGACGUCGCCAUUAUUGUUUAAUUUAAUAAGAAGAUCAUGCAAUACAUACUAAUUCGAAUAGCGAUGGUUGCUACUGCAUACACAAUUCAAUGUUCACCACAUGAAACUACAGCAUCAUCAUUUUCUUAUAUUUUUAUUAUUUAACAUCGAGUAUAAUUUAUUAAUAUUAAAUACAUCGGUUUGUGUUAUCCACUGUCAAAAUUGGUAUCUACGAUCGAAUUGCGAAUUUCAGGACACGAAGUAUGGCAGAGUAGUUGCAUUACAAUGAUGUCGACGUAGAUUAUCUAGAUAGAGUGCAUCUUAAUAUUGGACCGCAAAGGGUUAUUUCUUGAACAUCGACGGAAACAGAGUGAAUACAAUUUUAUUAUUAUAUUUGUAUGCUAUAAGGCACGACACAAGUGCGUCGAUCGUACACGUUAAUAAUGUAUCAACGUGGAGAGUGUAUUAACAAUCCUCUCGCGAAUGGACGCGCACGAACACGUGAAAGAAAAAAACAGCAAUUAGUAAUUGAACGCUCUCCUCGCGCCUACCGAUGGCUGUUGUUACAAUAAGUAGCUGUAAUCACCUAAACGCGUUCGAUGUCCCUUUCCCAUGAUCUAUAAACGACGAACGAAGACGGCGAGGCUAGUCCGAAAGCUUUAAGUAUGUUAUUUAUUUAUCGAUGACCGUGAGAACGGGGCGCAAAUGAAUAUUUUUGUUAUCGCUGAACUGCGGAUCUUUAUGCAAUUGUAAAAUACAAAACGAUGUGUAUAUUGUAACGAGAAUUCAUUAUUUUUACCGCGAGAGAUCUUUCACUCGACGAAAGAAACAUCUCUCGCAUUGUACAUUUUAGAUCAUUCUCGCAUAAAGAUUCGCAGUCGUUGCUGUCGAAUGUAUUCGAAAUUUAUUGCUCAUCAGGUGGCAAUAAGUAGCGGGUCGCUUUAAUUGUACAUUGAAUCAUUCCACUAGUUUGUAAAAUUUCUUAAUAAAAAUAACGAAUGUACAGCAAAUGAUUCGCCUCCGUGUUGUUCGGUUAAAGACGAUGCGGAGGGCCGUAAUCGAAUCGACGGAUUAAACGCCUGGAGAGAAUUGUAAAGAAUCGCACGAAUUAUACGAGAUCAUUUAUCUCACGGGCUCCAUUCGUUCCUAAUUGUUUGCAAGAUAUUUAUUUUCGUUUAGACGCGUUACGCCGACACGCGGAGUCCUAUGGAGUACCUACAGAGAAACACUUUAUUUUGUUAUGCGAAAUGUAUGUUCCUUGUAAAUAUUUUGUAAAAUAAAAUUAUUACUAUUAA